Messenger RNA from Linderina pennispora, 5853 nucleotides. RefSeq lists its product as uncharacterized. Lineage: Eukaryota; Fungi; Kickxellomycota; Kickxellomycetes; Kickxellales; Kickxellaceae. Gene Ontology annotation, biological process: fatty acid biosynthetic process. Gene Ontology annotation, molecular function: metal ion binding; ATP binding; acetyl-CoA carboxylase activity. The record is from RefSeq and is a predicted model, not a curated record. The transcript is spliced from 21 exons. Bases 1 to 5853 code for a protein of 1950 amino acids.
AUGGCAGUUACGAACCAGAUCCAGCAGUUUGUUGCGACAGCCAGCAAGGUGCGCGACUUUGUCAAGGACCAUGGCGGCCACACAGUGAUUACCCGGGUGCUGAUUGCCAACAACGGCAUUGCGGCGGUCAAGGAGAUCCGCAGUGUGCGGCAAUGGGCGUAUGCGACGUUCGGGGACGAGCGCGCAAUCGAGUUUGUGGUGAUGGCGACACCCGAGGACCUCAAGGUCAACGCCGAGUACAUCCGCAUGGCGGACCAGUACGUCGAGCGCACGGGCGCGCAUGCGGUCUGGGCCGGAUGGGGUCACGCCUCGGAGAACCCGACGCUGCCUGAGUCCCUGCGCGACAGCAAGAGCAAGAUUGUGUUUAUUGACAAGAUCUCGUCGACCAUUGUCGCGCAGCACGCGGAUGUGCCCACGAUGCCGUGGAGUGGCGACGGCAUUACCGACACGUUCGUCAACGAGCUCAACCACCUCGAGGUGCCGGAACAGCGCGGCCUGGAGCAGGCCAAGCGCAUUGGGUUCCCGGUCAUGAUCAAGGCCAGUGAGGGCGGCGGCGGCAAGGGUAUCCGCAUGGUUUCGAAGGAGGCAGAUUUUGUGUCGGCAUUCUAUCAGUGUCAGGCCGAGCUGGCUGGCGAGUCGCGUCACUUGGAAGUACAGGUGCUGGCUGACCAGUACGGUAACGCGAUCUCCCUGUUUGGUCGUGACUGCUCGGUCCAGCGUCGCCACCAGAAGAUCAUUGAGGAGGCGCCUGUGACGAUUGCCAAGUCUGACACAUUCGAGCAGAUGGAGAAGGCGGCAGUGCGACUGGCCAAGCUGGUCGGAUACGUCAGUGCUGGAACUUUCUACUUCCUCGAGCUGAACCCGCGUCUGCAGGUGGAGCACCCGACCACCGAGAUGGUGUCUGGGGUGAACCUGCCAGCAGCGCAGCUCCUGGUAUCCAUGGGUAUCCCGCUGCAUCGGGUGCGCGAUAUCCGGCUGCUGUACGGCCUCGACCCGCAGGGCAGCUCAUCGAUCGACUACGAUUUCUCGUCGACACGGGCAAACGAGGUGCAGCGCAAGCCGCAGCCGAAGGGCCACGUUAUUGCGCCAAGCAGCGGCAUGAUGCAGUCGCUGAACUUCCGCAGCUCGACCAACGUGUGGGGGUACUUCUCGGUGUCAGCCAACGGCGGUCUGCACGAGUUCGCCGACUCGCAGUUCGGGCACAUUUUCGCGUACGGUGCGAGCCGCGAGCAGGCGCGGCAGGCGAUGGUGGUCGCGCUGAAGGAGAUCUCGAUCCGCGGCGACUUCCGCACCACGGUCGAGUAUCUGGUGCGGCUGCUGGAGAUGUCGGAUUUCAGCGGCAACCGGUUCACCACAGCCGAGCGGCUGCUUGCCGAGUUCAAGACAGGCGAUGGACCGCGGGCAGGCACCGAGCAAGGCGCUUUUGCGCACGACGGCGUGCGGUACCGGUUCAUUGCAAACCGCACCGGGCCCACGGGCUGGAUCCUGUACAUUAACGGGUGCAAUGUGGCAGUGGUGCUGGUGCUGCUUGACGGCAAGAGCCACACAUGCUAUACGCGCGAGGAGGUAGGCGCGACGCGUCUGCUUGUUGACCCGACGCAGCUGCGGUCGCCGUCGCCUGGUAAGCUGGUGCGGUUCCUGGUGGAGUCAGGCGACCACGUGAGCGCUGGUGAGGCGUACGCAGAAAUCGAAGUAAUGAAGAUGUAUAUGCCCUUGACUGCAUCUGAGGACGGCAUCGUGCAGUUCGUGCUCGGUAUCCUGACCCUGGACGACCCGUCGCGUGUCAAGCACGCGAAGCCGUUCGAGGGCCAGUUGGCGACCUACGGACCGCCGCAGGCGUAUGGCAGCAAGACUCAUCAGCGGCUGCCGACGCUGCUACAGAAGAUCGCGGCGUUGCUGGAGAAGCCUGAGCUGCCGUUCCUCGAGAUUGGCGAGGUUCUGUCGGCGCUAUCGAGCCGGCUGCCGGCCAAGCUGACAAGCACAUUGCAGGAGGAGAUCAGCAAGGCGCAGCAAUUCAACAGUGGGUUCCCCGCAAAGGAGAUGCUGGCGAUUCCGGUGAUGCAGGUGCUGGAAGACUACAAGGAAGGUCUGGUUGUGCAUGAGCGCACAGUGUUCCUGGGCCUGCUGCAGCGGUACAUUGACGCUGAGUCGGUGUUCUCCAGCGCAAUCAACGAAGAAGAAGGGUUCUUUGCGCUGCGCGAUAUGCACCGCGACGAGCCGGCCAAGAUCAUCGACGCGAUGAUUUCGCACGCAGGCGUGGGAACCAAGAACAAGAUUAUCCUGGCUAUGCUUGACGUGAUCCGGCCGGUAUCGACACAGACCGGCAGCCUGGACCCGGCGUACGAGGAGGUGCUGAAGAAGCUGACUGGGCUGCACGCGAAGGUGCUGCUGCAGUGCCAGGUGCCGUCGCUGGAGGAGCGCAAGCGGCAGAUGGAGCAUAUUCUGCGGUCGGCGGUCACGGAGACGAUCUAUGGAGGCGGCGAGGAGUUCCGCACGCCGAGCUACGACGCAAUCAAGGAUCUGAUUGUGACCAACUACUACGUGUUUGAUGUGCUGCAGAGCUUCCUGUACCACGCAAACCCGUGGGUGCGGCUGGCGGCGCUGGAGGUGUAUGUGCGGCGGGCGUACCACAUGUACAGCCUGGACCUCAAGCGCAUCAUGAGCGUGUCGGACCUGAACUUUGCCGUGGACAAGGACGCAGAUCCGCAAAAGUACCUGCGGCAGGGUGCCAUGGCCUCAUUUGACACCGAGGCGAACUCGCGCGCCGAGUCACCGGCACUGGGCAUGCGUUCGCAGAGCCGGUUCGCGCCGAUGAGCGCCCUGACGGGCACUGAGUCGCCUGCAAGCAAGGGUGCGGCGACGCCGACCGGGCGUGGGACGUCGCGGUUCGGACACGUUAUCAACAUCGCCAUGCAGGUGCCGCAGGACGACCCGUUCGACGACGACACGUGGUCGUCGCGUCUGCAGUCCUUCACGGCCGCCCACUCCUCAGCGCUGCGCGACGCAGGUAUCCGGCGCCUGACAUAUGUGCUGCAGCGGUCGGGGCAGCACCCGGGAACAUUCACGUUCCGCGAGAAUAUUGAUUUUGGCGAGGACAAGACGAUCCGGCAUAUUGAGCCGGGCCUGGCGUACCAGCUGGAGCUGCCGCGGCUGGCGAACUUUGACAUCCGGCCGUGCUUCAACGACAACCGGACAGCUGCAUAUCUACCAUGCCGGUUCUUUGUGCGGGUGCUGGUGCGGCCGGGGCGGCUGCGCACGGCGGUGCAGACGGUGGACUACUUGAUUUCGGAAACGGACCGGCUGCUCAGCGAUAUCCUUGAUGCGCUGGAGAUCCUGUCGUUUGAGCCGGCGUACCGCGGGUUCCUGGAGCGGCACGGCAAGCGGCUGUUCCGGCUGCGCGUGACGGCAGCAGAGAUCCGGUUCCUGGUCCAGACUGGCUCAGAAGAUGACAUGCCGACACCGUUCCGGUUCUGCAUCUUCAACAAGUCCGGGUUUGUGCCCAAGCUCGAGAACUACAUUGAGGUGCGCGAUGGCAACGGCGAGUGGGUGUUCCAGUCGCUGGAUGUGCCCGCGGGAUCGUAUAAUGGCAAGCUCGUGUCGACGCCGCACCAGCCCAAGGAAUGGCUGCAGCCGAGACGCUACAAGGCACAUGUUAUGGGCACCACCUAUGUCUACGACUUCCCCGACCUCUUCCGCCAGGCAGUAUCGGUGCAGUGGGCGCGCACGGCCAAGCUGGCCAAGCAGGCUGGCGCCAGUGUGCCUGGCACCCCGCUAUCGCUGCUGGACGCGCAGGAGCUGGUGUGGGACGAGGCUUCGCAGACGCUGGUCGAGAGCGACCGCGACGCUGGCCGCAACACGUGCGGAAUGGUGGCCUGGGUAUGCACCAUGUAUACGCCUGAGUCGCCGCAGGGCCGGCGUGUGGUGGUGAUUGCCAACGACAUUACGUUCAAGAUCGGUUCAUUCGGUGUUGAGGAGGACGAGUUCUUCUACCGGGCCACGCAGUACGCACGCACGCACGGGCUGCCGCGUGUCUACCUGUCAGCCAACUCGGGCGCCCGCAUCGGCCUGGCCGAGGAAGUUCGCGAGUUGUUCCGUCCUGCUUGGCGCGAUGCCCAGGACCCUGCCCAGGGCUUCGAGUACCUGUAUCUGACUGAGGAGGACCGCGACAAGCUAGAGUCCAUGGAAGCCGGCAAGGUGCGGUCGGUGAUCACCGAGCCCGUGACCACGGCCGAUGGCGAGGUGCGCCAUCGCCUACGCACGAUCGUCGGCGCUACCGACGGGCUUGGCGUCGAGAACCUGCGCGGCUCGGGACUGAUUGCUGGCGCCACAUCGCGGGCAUAUGAGGACAUUUUCACGGUGACGCUGGUCACAUGCCGCUCCGUCGGUAUCGGCGCCUACCUGGUGCGUCUGGGCCAGCGCUCGGUCCAGAACGAGGGCCAGCCGAUCAUCCUGACCGGCGCUCCGGCGCUCAACAAGGUGCUGGGCCGCGAUGUGUACUCGUCGAACCUGCAGCUGGGCGGUACCCAGAUCAUGUACAAGAAUGGCGUGUCGCAUCUGACCGCCGACAACGACUUUGCUGGCAUCUGCAAGAUUGUGCGCUGGCUGGCGUUUGUGCCCACGGCACGUGAUGCGCCCCUACUGCCUAUCGGCUACGAGCCGCCUAGCGGCCCGUCCGACCCGCGGCUGUUCCUGGCCGGAGCCGAUACCGAGCAGGGCUGGCUGUCUGGGUUCUUCGAUCGUGGGUCGUUUGUCGAGACGCUAGGCGGGUGGGCGCGGACUGUGGUUACAGGACGCGCCCGUCUGGGCGGUAUCCCCAUGGGCAUUGUGGCCGUGGAGGGGCGCACGGUCGAGAAUGUGAUCCCGGCGGACCCUGCGAACCCGGCGUCUGAGGAGCAGGUUCUGCAGGAGGCCGGCACCGUGUGGUACCCGAACAGUGCCUACAAGACCGCCCAGGCCAUCUUUGACUUCAACAAGGGCGAGCAGCUGCCAUUGAUGAUCUUUGCCAACUGGCGCGGUUUCUCGGGCGGCCAGCGCGACAUGUUCAACGAGGUGCUAAAGUACGGUGCCUACAUUGUCGAUGCCCUGGCGCAGUACCGCCAGCCAGUGUUUGUCUACAUCAUCCCGAACGGUGAGCUGCGCGGUGGAGCCUGGGUGGUGGUCGAUCCGACCAUCAACCAGGAGAUGAUGGAGAUGUAUGCUGACGAGCAGUGCCGCGCAGGUGUCCUGGAGCCCGAGGGAAUCGUCGAGAUCAAGUUCCGCAAGCCGCAGAUGCUCGCCUGUAUGGAGCGCCUGGACCAAAAGGUCCGCGAGCUGCGCCAGGCCCUGGCCAGCCCCGACCUGGCGCCUGAGCAAAAGGCCGAGCUCAAGAAGGCCCUGGACGAGCGCGAAAAGGCCCUUUUGCCUGUCUACACCCAGCUGGCCGUGCAGUUUGCUGAUCUGCAUGACCGCGCUGGCCGCAUGGUCGCCAAGGGCGUGGUCCGCAAGGAGCUGCAGUGGAAGCAUGCGCGUACCUUCUUCUACUUCCGCCUCAAGCGCAGGCUCGCCGAGGAGUACCUGCUCCGCGAUAUGGCCAAAACGAGCCCCGGCAUGGAUCGCGAGGAGCAGAAGGCCAUCUUGCAGGCCUGGUUUGAGCAGAGCAACUCGGAGGCCUACGACGACGACCGCGCUGUUGCUGCCUGGUAUGAGAACCGCCAAGAUCUAGUCGCGCAGCUGAUGCGUGCCUGGAAAUCCCAGGUUGAGGCCGCCAAUGUCGCCGCCAAUGUCGCCGGAGCCACCGACGAUGCCCUGCUGGCCGCCCUGCAGCAGCUGUCGCCGGAGCGCCGCAAGCAGCUCCUGACCAAGCUCUCCCAGUGA